AUGCAGCUCCCACUCCCCGCAUGGUAUCGGUCGCCAAUGACCCAAGUGGUCAUGGUCGGCAUUACCUGUUUCUGCACGGUCGGCAUGUUCAGUGCCGUGUCUAACCUCGGAGCCGGAGGAACUCAAGAUGUCGCGCUCUCCGACAUGUCCAACGGUGUUCUCUACGGCUGCUUCGCUAUCAUGGGUCUCUUUGCAGGUGGUGUCACGAACAUGCUCGGCCCCCGCGCUACCAUCUUCAUCGGCUCCCUCGGUUAUGCGCUCUACAUUGGCUCGCUCUGGUGCUUCCAGACCCAGGGAACACGGUGGUUCGUCGUCUUCGCGGGUGCUAUCCUCGGCAUUACGGCCGCUCUCCUCUGGUCCGCCCAAGGCGCGAUCAUGAUGUCGUACCCACUUGAGAAAGAUAAGGGCAAGGCGUUCGGUAUCUUCUGGGCUAUCUUCCAGUUCGGUUCGUUCAUUGGCGCUGUCAUUGCACUUGCCAUCAACAUCAAGUCUGGCGGCCUCUCUGCUGUGAACACCGGAACCUACCUCGCCUUCAUCAUUAUCAUGUUCGUCGGUACCGCGUCGACCGUGCUCCUCCUGCCGCCGGCCUCCAUUGUCCGUGCGGACGGCUCGCUCGUCAAGGUCCAGAAGGCAUCGUCCCCGCGUGAGGAGAUCAUGUCGUUCAUCUCCCUCUUCAAAGACUGGCGCAUGCUCGCGCUCACGCCCAUGUUCUUCGCGUCCAACUACUUCUACGCCUACCAGGGUGCCGUGAACGCGUUCUACUUCGACGGCCCGACUCGUGCAGUCAACGCCACUCUCGAGGGUGCCGGUGCGAUUAUCGGCGCGCUCAUCAUCGGUAUCUUCAUCCUCGACGCGCCCCGCUUCAAGCGUCGCACUCGCGGCUGGCUAGGUCUCGCUUUCGUGACCAUCUGCACCAUCGUUAUCUGGGCGUGCGCGCUCAGGUGGCAGGUCACCUUCACCCGCUCGAGCAACCUCACGAAGAUGUCCUACCACGACAGCGACUACGCAUCGAAGGGGACGCUCUACUUCUUCUUCUACUUCGGUGAUGCCGCAUACCAGGCGCUCGCGUACUGGAUCAUGGGUGCGAUCACCAAUGAUCCGUUCAAGCUCGCUCGCUACGCCGGCUUUUACAAGGCCUUGCAAUCCGCGGGUUCUGCCGGCUCGUUCGGUAUGGAUGCCGUUGCUACGCCAUUCCUUAACGAGCACCUUGCCAGCUGGGUCAUGAUGCUCGUCUCCUUGCCGCUCGCCGGUCUCGUCAUCUACAACGUCCACGACACGUCCUACCAGGAUGAGAAGACCGUGUUCGUUGACGACGUCAAGAAUGAGAAGGCGGAGGAGGGAACCUCGACACCCGUCGACGAGAAGGAGCCGGUCCCGGAUUACUCUCCGUAG
Messenger RNA from Peniophora sp. CBMAI 1063, 1392 nucleotides. The record is from the annotation of a GenBank genome assembly. Lineage: Eukaryota; Fungi; Basidiomycota; Agaricomycetes; Russulales; Peniophoraceae.